Babesia bovis T2Bo is the source of this 3988-nucleotide messenger RNA. RefSeq lists its product as uncharacterized. Lineage: Eukaryota; Apicomplexa; Aconoidasida; Piroplasmida; Babesiidae. The record is from RefSeq and is a predicted model, not a curated record. Bases 21 to 3968 code for a protein of 1315 amino acids. Gene Ontology annotation, molecular function: phosphatidylinositol binding. The transcript has a single exon.
GUUUGUUAUUCUAGAUUGACAUGGUGGAUGAUUAUUUGGACAAGGGUUUUGGUUCAUCAUCAGGACCUCUUAAGGAUGUGGAAUCCGGUUCUAUUUCUGGGCGUGGCACAUCUAGUACCCGUCGUUCUAACGUUCUAGGCUAUCGUGGCGUAGCCUCUAUAUCGAUGUCACCUGGUCCCAUGGGACUUUAUACAUCGUUUUCUCGUUCUGGAUCUCCGUUACAAUCGCAGGAUGUAACUCCAUGUUCAGGAUUGACUUUUGGUAACGUUUCGGGUACUGUUGGUCAUCCUGUAUUUAACGUUGCUUCAUCAUCAUUGGAUGCUGUGACUUCAGUUUCUGCUGAAUUUUUGCACGGUUACGGUUCUACUGAGGGUCACGUGUCAUCAAGUGACACCUUUGGUUUAAAGGGUAUAAGCUCUACUAAAUUUAAUCCACCAGGAUCGGGUACCACUAGGCCCAAUUUGGGUAUAUUGGACUCUUUUUCUGGCGACGAUGUUUGUAUGUCUGGUGCUCAGAGUGCCUACGUUGACUUAUUGGAUUUCCGCAUAACGGACUACUUUACCAAUACUCGUUGUUUUUGUAGUUUUAUAUCAUAUUCAGUUCAUUUUACUGACUUCGGCAUUCGACGUGUAUCUAAUCGUCGUUUUUCUGACUUUUGUCGUUAUGACACUUUACUUCGUGAGUUUGGUUAUAUUCCUCCUAUAUCGCUCCCUGAGAAGCGUUAUUGGGACAAGUCGCCUUCAUUUUUAUCGCAACGUUUUCAGGGUUUAUGUGCUUACUUUCGUCAGCAACUAACUCGCGGCAGUCGAUUUCAGCUGUAUAUGUUGCAGUUAUUUUUGGGUUGUGGCUCUGAGAGUGUUUUGUACAUCCACUUGGUAACUUGUGGCAACCCUACUGAGCGUAUGAACGCUUUGAGUUUAUUAUUUCGUUAUUUGAUGCGUUCUUCCAGUGGUCGUGCUAAAUUUUUAUCGAGUAUUAUGAAAUACCCUUUGGACAGUUUCAUUGAUUUAUCAGUUUCAGUUCGCCUUGAUGGCGAUGCUGAUGAAUGUUCAUUGGAUUAUCGUUUGUACCAUCCUCUGGUUGUGGAUUCUAUGUUGGAUUGUUUGGUAUCUGGUGACGGUCGUACUGUUUACGAGGUAUGUGGUAUUUUCCUACGUAUGCUACACAUUGAGGAUUGCACUUGUCCUUCAGUAUAUAGUUUGAAGGCUAUUAGUUACGUGACUAAGGCGGUAUCUCGUUUGAUUGGCAACACUGGUCUCGGUGCCAUAUCGGUAUCAGUUACUUCACUGGAUGACCCUAUAUUCCUGGGUAUAUUGGAUGGCAUAUCCAGUAGUACUGAUCUUGGUUGGCAUGUAGUUUCCUACUAUUUGAUAAUGUCGGUUAACUUGGACACUAGUUGCGUGGUUUCAUUUUUGGAGGACGACUCUUUGAAUCGUUUUAUUCGUUUACUGGGUUACAAUGACCGUUAUGUGAUUCGUCGGUUUUCACUUUGGGUAUUAUGGUUGGGUUUAUUUGAUGACAAGAUUCGUUCUGUUGUUAGUCACGAUACCCUUGACCGUCUUUUACGUGCGUUAUAUGGUUCUACUGAUAAGACUUGCAAGUUGCUUUGCGGGUUAGUUUUGAGUGUUUUGAUUUCUCGUGGUUGGUAUGAGGGUUCGGAGUUACCUCGUGCUGCUAUUUCUGUAUCCAACUUAAUUCCUCAUUUACAUGGCAUUGAUCAAUUCAUUGAGCGUCAGAUAUUUUCUCACGCAUCCCUUAAGUCAUUGUGUACAUUGUUUUCUGAUAGCUCUUUACCAGGUUGCGUGCGUGUAUUUUUGGCAUCUCUUUUGGAAUAUCACGUUAUAGUGGGUCGCGAGAGUGUUCCUGAAUCUAUAUCUACAUCCCAUUUGUGUGACACUGACUUUCACGGCAACACUGCUGAGCUUUCUCAUGCGAUAUUGGGUCCCAUUGACCCUGAUUGUCGUUUGGAUAUAACUGUUGAUGAUUCGUCUUUAAUGACCAAAUUCGGUUUACUUUACUUACGGCAGCUGGGUGACAUUAGUACCUUAUUUUCCGAGUGUCUGUACGGUAUAUUGGAGUGCUACAGUUCGGAUGACUCUUGUGAGUGGUCUUGGUCGUUAUACCAUUCAUCUGCUGUUUGUUUAUUGUUUUUACCUUAUUCGGUAUCUACUGUGGUCUCUAGUGACUACUUUAAUGUUGACUUUGACCCCUGGAGCAUGGCUUUUCAUUAUCGCAACACUGUAAGUUUGGGCAACGGUUCGGAGCGUCUUACCUUAGAUGGUAUAAACCCAAUUCAUCUUGAGGAGCCUGUUGUUUUACGCUUUGACCGUCAAUUUUUCUUGAGGCGUAUCUUGGUAUUACGUGCUAUGGUUAGUUUUAUGCAAGCUCAGGUUCGUGAGUUUGAGGAGUUGCAUUUAUCUCGCAAUGAGUUACCUCAUGAAUGCAUGGAGUUAUUACGUCAAUGUUGGUGUGGUCGUGAUUCUGGCACUCCCUUAUCUGAGGACGUUCGUGUUGAGAAGGAGAUCCACGAGGGCGUCGACCCCUUUAACAACUUUACUUUUGAUGGUUUUAACUAUUCCAUGUUGGACUUACCUGCAUUUCACCGUGUGGAUGCUUUUGAGCUUCGUGGUUAUGCCAAUGACCUGAUUGCUUACGGUCAUGCUCAGCGUGGUCUGGUUAAUGUGCUAAAGACAUGCAUUUUAUAUCACCAACUAUGUUCCGGUCGCAUUACCAAGUUCAAGGAUAUGAUUUCAUGUUUAGAGUCACGUGUUGAAUCUAUCCAAUUGGGUGAUUUAGUGGAGCUUGAUGAUCUCGAGGAGCGUUAUCUUGGUGAGUGCAGUGCCUUGUCCUUGGGGCUACAGGAAGAGAAUUCGUUACUGUCCACCCUACAGGAGAAGCACGGCGUAGCAUCACGUUUACAAUCUAUGUUGCGCAGCAGUCGCGUCAAGCUUGAUGCGUGUCAUCGUGACAUAGCUGCUACUCAGCAGCGCCUUGACGAGUUACCUCGUUUGCGUAGUGAGAACCUGGCUACGCAAACCAAAUUGAAUCUCACUGCUGAGCGUCUUUCCGAGUCCAUCAAAUCCGCCAAUGAGCGUAUAUUGGAGCUUCAGGAUAACGUUGCCCUAGAGGAGCGUGAGAAGCAGGAGUUCAGUUUGUGUAUUCAACGUCUCAGUUACCUGUCAUCUAUUUUAGACGAUGGCAAGUAUCGCGACGUCACUGAUGCUUUGGAUUCCAUUCCUCUGGCGGACGUCAGUGCUACGUUACACCGUGCUUUUGGCACACUACUUGCGGAAUCCACAUCGUCUGAGCUUUUGGACUCGGAGACCGUAUUACAGAUGAAGACCCUUGUUAUGCAACAGUUAACAUCGGUACAGGAGCGUCUCAAUGCUGUGUAUAGUCGCGAUUCUAACCUUCAGAUAGCUGCUCUAAACCGUGAGGUCACUGCCAAAGAGGAUGCUUUAUACCAGGCACAACUUGAUCUUAAUACAGCUCGCAAGAACAGUGUCAUUGACGGUAGUGUCCUUGAGGACACUCUGGGCACCCAGAAGGUGCUCAUGGAGAGUCUUGAGGGCACCAUAUCCAACUUGAUGCGUGAAUUACGUCAGGUUAAUGCUACCAACAGCGAGUUGGACACUCGUUUGGCCAGUGUUAAGGAGCGCAACAACGCUGCUCGUGCUCGGCUGGAAUCGACCAAGGCAGAUCUCAAGGAAUCGAUUACCAAUCAGCGUGGUGUGCGUGAGCGCAUGUUCCUCCAGGUAAUAGCUGCUGAAUUCCUGUGCAAGAAAGUUUGGCAGGAGCACCGCAAAAUGUCGCAUCUCUUAUCUUUCAAGGACGAUAUCCUUGCGACGCUAUCGUCACGUAAGGACGCCGAGUGCCUGGCACGUGAUUCCGUGGUUACUAUGUUACGUAACGCCGCUGAGCGCAUGUCGCAGACAGCUGACUUUUUGGGCAACGCUGCGCGGAACUAGUGUCAUCAAUUUAAUACUAC